AUGGAAUUGCCUCCUCAAAUUAGAUUUAAAAUAUAUAGAUCUGUCUUAGAUUGCUUAAUACCUGAAGAAAAAAUAGAUUUCAAAUACCUUUUUUUAUGCAAGUUGUAUAUUUCUAAAACUUAUGUAAAUAAGAAAAAAUAAUGAUAGAAAAAUGAACAUUAUAUCAUACCAUCAAAUUUUAGGCUGAUUUUUUUGGAGAAAAAAAAUUAUUAGGUUUUUGAAAUUGAUCCUCCUAUUUUAUUUAGUGACAUUCCUUAAAAAUUCUUUGAUUAAUAGCGUUUACCUUUAAAUUAAAGAUAAGUUUAUACAUAUACGAAAAAUAAUAAAAAUAGCCCAUAAGAUUAAAAUUGUGUAAUAUUUAAAGAGUUUUGGUCACAUAUAAUCAUAGAAAUGGGGAAAGAUGAUAUUAAGAGAUUUUAAGCAUUUUUAUUAAAAUUACCGGAAUAACAUAGUAUACCAAAAUAAUUGAGAGAAUAGUAGAAUUUUCUAUAAAAUAAUUAAGAGAUAAAUGAUAAUUAUAAGAAUGAUAUAAUAAGAAAGAAAAUAAAGAUAGCUCAUUAAGAGUAAUUUUGGAAUCAUCAGAAACCAAUAAAAGAGAUGGAAAUGAAAUUAAUAAGUGAAUAUCAAUAAGCUUAUACAAAUAAUUUGGAUGCUGUAUUAUAAGAGUUAAUGACAUAUUGCAGUAUAUACAAAUUAAGUCCAAAUGAUAAAGUUAAAUAUACAGAAUAAAUACAAUUAAUAAAUGAUAUUAAACUGAAUACAGAAUAAGAUGAGAAUCCAUAUAUGAGAAAUCGACCUCCAAAAAAGAUCAAGAGUAGAGAAUUAAAUUAAGGAAAUAAAUAUGAAGAAGUAAAAAGCAUUUUAAAACAUAGUCUUAUAUUUAGUCAUUUAUAAAUAUAUAUGAAUAAUAAUUAAUUAAUAAAGAUUUAGGAAAAUAAUAUAUAAAGACAUUUGGAUUGAAAAUAAUCGAUGACCUUUCAAGUAAGUAUUAGUUAAAUAUAAAUUAGAACAAUAAAAUAUGAAUUUAGUAAAUGAUUACAAUUAUGAUGAAGGAGCUAUAGGUUAAUUAUUUAAAUUAAUAUAAAUAUAGCAAUUAGCGGGUCUAAAACAAUGUAGUAAGAUCCAAUAAAUGAAGAAGUGAUUUGUAAAAAUAUGUAUCAUAAUUAAGAUCAAAAAGCACAAGGAACCAUAAUAGACCCAUCAUUUGUUGGCUAAAUUGAAUUAGAAAAUGAUGGAGUUCAACUUGAUGAACAACCUAAAUCUAAAGUCAAGACAACUAAUAAAGUAGUCCCUCUUAUAGAGAAGUAAUAUCAAACUAAUUUUGAAUGGGAAAGAGAUCGCAAUUAUAUUCUUCAAUAGAUUAAUACAUUCGAUUUUGACAAAAAAUUUAAUAGUAAUUUUAAUCAUAAUAUUAUAAAAAGAGGUUGACAUCUAUUCAGCAAUCAAAGAAGACUAUAAAUUGAGUUUCAAGAUUUCUAGUAGUGCUAUUAGAAGAUAAGAAGAGAGAGAAAAAGAAUUUUAUGCAGAAGUCAGAAAAGUUUAUUCUAAUGUGAGAAGAUUACUCUAAUAUUUGUUUGAAGGAUUAGAAUAGAAAAAAAGUGAAUAAGUUAUUAAAGAGUAUACUGAAACUCUGAAAGAAGAAAUCAAAGUUAUUAGAAAUAAAAUUAAUUAACUUUAAGCAUCUGCUUCAGAUAGAGAUAAGUUUAAAAGCAUCCUAUAUGAAGAUUUAUAAAAAUAAAUUGAAAAGGCUAUUAAUGAGACGAUCUGAUAAUGGCAUUAAUGAAACAAUCUAUUUAUGAACAAU
Messenger RNA from Paramecium sonneborni, 1804 nucleotides. The record is from the annotation of a GenBank genome assembly. NCBI's taxonomy places the organism in Eukaryota, Ciliophora, Oligohymenophorea, Peniculida, Parameciidae.